AGUACGGAGUUUAGAUCCAGUGCUCUUCUGGACUGAUGCAGGAGUAAAGACGGCAACCAGUCGUGAAUGUUAAACACAUAGAAGCCGACUUAUAAGUUUAAAAAAUCUUGCGAGUAAAUGGGAUUCAACGUCUUCCGAACAGAAUGUAAAGAAUUCCUUGAAGGAUGUGGGGAAUUAAAGGCUCGUGCGCUGCGGUGUUAUUGUUGUUUUUGGCUUAUAUUUCCGUGUCCUCGGUUAAUGCCGACAGUUUAUCUGCUCCGCUCAAUGUGACCAUCAAAGCACUGGAGGGGAACUCAGCGAUAGUGACAUGGGACAUUCUGGAGGGAGACCCAGUCAUUGGGUUUGCCAUCACCCAGCAGAAAAAGGAUGUUCGUAUGCUGCGAUUCAUCCAGGAAGUGAACACCACCACUCGUUCAUGUGCAUUGUGGGACUUGGAGGAGGACACAGAAUACAUUGUCCAUGUGCAGUCCAUUAGCAUGAGCGGCACCAGCCCCCUGAGUGAACCUGUUCUGUUCCGCACUCCCAAAGAGUCAGAGAAACUGGCCUCCAAAAGCCCAGAUGAAGUGACCAUGGAGGAGGUUGGCCAGGCCGCCCAGCUCAGGGCUGGAGAGCUCAUUAUCAUUGUGGUGGUUCUCGUCAUGUGGGCAGGUGUGAUAGCUCUGUUCUGCCGCCAGUACGACAUCAUCAAAGACAAUGAGCCCAACAAUAACAAGGACAAAGCCAAGACCUCGUCAGAGUGCAGUACCCCAGAGCACACUACGGGGGGACUACUUCGCAGCAAGGUCUAAUUACACCUUCCCCUGUCGGCAAUAAUAGGCUUUAGCCUCAGGACAGUGCUCUGAGACAAAACAAGUAAGCCAUCAAAUCACAAAAGUUGUGAAGCCCACCUCUCAUCCUCAAUCAAAUGAACUUUUAGUAUUCCCAUCGACCAACAUGAACUCUUUGGUGCUUGUCUGUUUGGCACACUGACACAAACUUGAGGACGGAAUGGACAAGAUGGUUCCAGAACUGGAAGCUUGAGCCGUUUGAAGCGAGUUGUUGAGAUUCGAUCCACAGCUGCCUCAGCUGAAGGACUCAUACCCCGCCAUGAGCUGGAAAACCAGAGACGCCGGGCCACCAGGAGUGUCUUUGGCUCCUGUGUAGACUCACUGAGAUAAGGAGAAACCUGCCACCCUGCAUAAACCUGAAAUAAACCAGGAAGGUGCGUUGUGAAAAAGAAGCAAGAGCGUUUUUCCGAGCUCACCGCCAUUAUCAGCUCCGAACCAGGAUCAGGUCUCUGACAGGGCUGACAUUAAGAUAUUACACUUCAAUAUCGCGCCAUACUUGUCGCUAUCUUGUGUAUUCGGUUCCUUUAUUUUCACACUUUCGAUUUCUUUACGCCAUUAUCCUCCCUCCAGCAGCCAAUCACGGAGUCUAGAUAAUUUGAUGUGGUUUAAUUGGUGUGGUGGGAUCUUUCUUCUCAGCACUUUCGCUCUCAGGGCAUUCAGGAAAACAUCCACAGGAAAAACGAUGGACCACACUGGCCGUGUCGCAUGACCUGUGGCCCAAUCACAGCAAACUACACAUCAGCCAUUGAUGAUGAAGAGCUCCAUAUUAUAGUAGUGAUAGAAAACGUAUUUAACCUCUUGUGUGUCGAGUAAAUCAACAGCUUGCCGUCUCUAAUGAGCACAUUACUGUACAGUGAUGGUUAUUUUGGUCCUCAUAUUACAUUCAUUAGCAUAUUGGUCACAACUUUGGCUAUUUACCGCUUUUAUGUGCCGCUAUGAUAUAGAGUUGGGUGCCUUUUUUCUACAGGCUUUUCUUUUAGAUUUCUUUCCCUUUAAACGGUUCAGGCUUAAAGUUGACAUGAAAUCAAAACUGACCCUAUAUUUACUUUCAUGCUACACCUUCCUAGUCUUAUUGGGAUUGAUUGGUCUGUUAUCACAAAGUUAAAAAUCUGUUUUGCAAUCCAUUAAAUUCUUGAUUGAUAAUUCCAUCUUUUUUUUUCCUUACUGGUUCAAUAUCAUCUUUAAAGGUAGGGUAGGCAAUUUCGGAGAGACUAUAGCAAUAGUAAGCUAUCUUUGAAAGCAUAAGAUCCCACCCUCCCUGCAUAAUCACUCUCCAAAGCCACGCCUCCUCCAAAAACACCUGAACGCACACAGGCAGAGCAUAGGCUAACCAGCGACACGAUGAGAGACGGCGUUGAUGGAGAGUUGAAUGCAAUGUUGUCAGAUUACCUCAUGUCUCAUUCACCGAUGAGAAAACAGUACAGUACAAAGCACAUGAUAUUACAAUAACAACACAGUCCAUUCUCGCUCGGUCUGCAAUAGAGUAAUG
Molecule: messenger RNA, 2316 nt
Organism: Sinocyclocheilus grahami
Lineage: Eukaryota; Metazoa; Chordata; Actinopteri; Cypriniformes; Cyprinidae
Product: fibronectin type III domain-containing protein 5-like
Exons: 6
Coding region: 165-788 (207 amino acids)
Cellular component (GO): extracellular region; plasma membrane
Molecular function (GO): protein binding
Source: RefSeq, a predicted model, not a curated record